Molecule: messenger RNA, 1149 nt
Organism: Papaver somniferum (opium poppy)
Lineage: Eukaryota; Viridiplantae; Streptophyta; Magnoliopsida; Ranunculales; Papaveraceae
Product: eukaryotic translation initiation factor 3 subunit J-A-like
Exons: 8
Coding region: 251-922 (223 amino acids)
Cellular component (GO): cytoplasm; eukaryotic translation initiation factor 3 complex
Molecular function (GO): translation initiation factor activity
Source: RefSeq, a predicted model, not a curated record
GAUCUGUCUCGUUCUCUACUGUAUGCCUUCAGUUUAAGUGUUUAGAAAUACGCUAGUCCUCUUCACGGCGGCUCGUUGUAAAAACCCUACUCAAAUCUGCGGUGGUUUUCAUUUUCAUUUCUUUAUACACAGUUUAAUUCUAGAGGCAGGCCGUGGUGGGAGUUCUGUUCCCCUUUUACUGUCUUCUGAAAGAGGGUUCUGUUUCUCUUUGGUAUUUAUCUCUGUACUAAUUUUUGACGUGCAAACCAGGAUGGAGGAUUGGGAGGACGAGGCAGUAGUUGCACCAAUCCUUAAAAAAGAAGAACCUAAAAAGAAUUGGGAUGACGAAGAUUUAGAAGAUGAUGAAGUGAAGGAAUCUUGGGAAGAUGAUGAUGAACCUGCUCCGGUAGUUGCACCACAACCUCCUGCAGAGAAAGUUCCCAAGAAAUCUGUGACUAAAGUGAGUGAAAAUAAAGGAACAACAUCCAAAGUAGAAACCCAAGAAGUCUUGGAUCCUGUUGCAGAGAAGCUUCGACAACAACGGCUUGUGGAAGAAGCUGAUUAUAAAUCCACGAAGGAAUUGUUCGGUAAGAAAGGCGAAGAUAAGUCCAUUGACACUUUCAUUCCCAAAUCUGAGAGCGAUUUCUUGGAGUAUGCAGAGCUUCUCUCUCAUAAACUUCGUCCGCAUGAGAAAAGCUUCCACUAUAUGGGCCUACUCAAGGCUGUAAUGAGAUUAUCUUUGACGUCACUGAAAGCAGCUGAUGCAAAAGAGGUGGCUUCUUCCAUUACAGCGAUUGCAAAUGAAAAACUGAAGGCAGAGAAAGAAGCCAAUGCUGGUAAAAAGAAAACAGCUGCAAAGAAGAAGCAACUUCAUGUUGGCAGACCAGAUGAUGAAGCCGUGGUGACUACGUAUGAUGCCCUUGACGAUUAUGAUUUUAUGUGAGUACCUCCUAGUAAUCCUAAACCUUUUCCCCCUUGGUGUUAUCAACUUUGUAGACUAGUCAUCCUGCACCGCUGACGUAAAAAGUAAAAGGGAUAUGACUAAAUUGGUCUUUGUCUAAUUUUCAAACGGGGAGACUGUUAAUUGUUUGAUUUGAUUUGAUGUGACAUUUUUUGUUGAAUAAGAUGAUAUUUAGUUUCUCAUUGCUUGAUUCCAAGUAUUACCUUGCC